UUGUUCUUCACUUCGCUGGUCGACUCUUCUCAGAUUCUCCUCCCUAAAUUUUUGCUGGUCAAAUCUGGGAGCUUAUUCACCGACAUUUUGCUCAUAUAAUAUCUACUGCCUCUACGAAGCCAUACUCCUUUUUCCCAUGAUGUAUCUUAACGUCUUCUUCAAGUUGUACCUCAUUAUAUUGGUUGCUGCUCUGACAGUGUGUGCUGCACCUCAUACACUGUCCAAACGUGAACCAGGCGAUUACUUGAAUCCCUAUGUUAAAAAUUUGCAGACUCGCGGUGCAGGACUAUUUGGCGCAAAAAAUACCGAUGGCGAUGGUGAAAUGAUCGAACUACAACCGCUCAGGACAUGCAAACUUGAGAUCAGGUCUCUUUCGUAUUUCGAUAAGAAAACGGUCGACAUAAGCUUUGUCGAGGACCUCGUUCUCAAAGCCGCACAAGAACGGAACUUAUUCGACGGUGCCCAUGUGGAAUUUGUCCCCGAGUGGAAAUACAGCUCGGAGCAGUGUCCUUCGGAGCCUAUCGUGCUCAAUGUUAACCCAGUUGAUGUGAAGCAAGGAGUUAAAUGUGCCAGUGAUUUGUCGGUGGAAUUGGGUAGGUCAGAUUCUCGUAAUCAUUACGUGGUCUAUGCCCUAGAUGGUAGCACCCAAAAAAAUGUGAAGAUUUUGAGCAAGGGAAAUCCUUGGGGAUUGUCAUGAGGAAAGGAAUUGACUUUGACUUCUAUGUCGAGAUAUUGGCUCGUGAUGGGUAAUACGGUAUAUUCUACCUGUACUAUCUACACCAACGUCGCCAUCUUCUCCGCAUUUCAUUAUGCUGUCUCGACGCAGGGUUUAGAGAUUUCCCUCUUAUCAUAAUAUCAAGAGAUUUGUUUUAAAGGUUUUGAAGGUUCAUGCAUCAUGUUUAAACUUUGUUUUUUUCGAACAAAAUGAGGCAGUAAAAUCCGGACUGUUCAAUGAGUUCUUGUCGAGAUAUUUGCAUUGUCAACGUUCUUUCCUGUAAUGUUCAAAGCUCAAACUAGUAUCAGCGUAUUUCUCCUGCGUGCCAAUGGUUACACCGGCGGGUGGUUUUGAUGGAGGUCUACUUUUACAUGCCUAUAACUACGUAAAUGAUACUUACUCUUUGUGUGUUACAGGGAAAUUUACUGUACCUACAAGAAUUACUUCGACGCUUAGGAUAGAAA
Molecule: messenger RNA, 1179 nt
Organism: Lentinula edodes (shiitake mushroom)
Lineage: Eukaryota; Fungi; Basidiomycota; Agaricomycetes; Agaricales; Omphalotaceae
Exons: 3
Coding region: 137-697 (186 amino acids)
Source: RefSeq, a predicted model, not a curated record